AUGGCCUGGCCCACUGGCCUAGGCCUUGCCGUCUGCUGCCUUGCCGGCACCGCCACCGCCGCGGCAGUAUCAGCAGCCUCGCAAGCGUACUGCCCAGUCUAUUACCUGGGAUCACAGCCGGGUAAUUGCCCGAAGACAUUGAUACCGGACACGUACUUUCUGGGCUCCUCGUGCUCCUUGUCUGCGGAACAGAUCGUCGCGACCCGUCCGCGGGCGGACCAGGAUGUGUUCGAGAACGUCUUCAACGCGUUGGAAGUCCUGCAGCGGGAGUACUAUGACGCCAACUAUGGAACAUGGCCGAGUGCUAUCGACUGGACGGCCGCCGUCACGCAGACGGUCAUGACCGGAACGCUAUCGACCUUUUCCAGGUCUAUUGACAGCAUUCCACUGCGAGGCAGCGCCCAGUCGUGGGCGGAUAAGGAGAAUCUCAUCUCGUCAUUUUUUGCUCAGGUGGUUGGCUCGUACUUUGGACAGGACAUCUUGUCUAUACGAGGAGAGGCGUACGAUGAUAUCCUAUGGGUGGCCCUUGGCUGGAUCGAGGCCAUCAAGUUUGUCUCUACACACUCUCAAAUCCACUACCCCAGCGACAAGUACCGCGACCACUCAGCCGGCCAACAUGGACUUGGCGACUUCAUCCGAACACUCCCUUGGCACGGCCACAACUGGAUCUCGUCGUUUGCGCACCGGUCUCGGGUAUUCUGGAAUCUGGCUUCGCGUGGGUGGGAUACUCGACUCUGCCACGGCGGCAUGGUGUGGAACUCUCGCCUCUUGCCGUACAAGAACGCCAUCACCAACCAGCUGUGGAUCUCGACAUCCAUAGCCAUGUACCGGCACUUCCCCGGUGACAACUUCACGUCCCCGUGGCUCACAUCGGCAAGGUUCCCCGAAAAGGACCCGGCCCACCUGAAGGCAGCCGUCGAGGGAUACAGAUGGCUGAUGGGGAUCAACAUGACCAACGAUCAAGGCCUAUUUGUAGACGGGUACCACAUUGACUCCGGCAAGCCUGGAAACGUCGAGUGCGACGUGCGCGACGAGAUGGUGUACACGUACAACCAGGGCGUGGUGCUGACGGGCCAGCGCGAGCUCUGGAUGGCCACGGGGGCGACGUCGUACCUGGAAGACGGGCACCGCCUCGUGCAGAACGUCAUGAAUGCCACGGGCUGGAAUCUCGAGACCAACUCGCCCCGCGAUGCCGACCCGCCGCCCAACCGGCUGCCACCCUGGCGUGGCCUCGGACGCUUGGGCGUCAUGGAGGAGCGAUGCGACUCGAGCGGGACAUGCUCACAGGACGGUCAGACGUUCAAAGCCAUCUUCUUCCACCAUCUCUCCAACUUUUGCCGGGAGCUGGACCCCCCACCCGCGCGCGAGCACGGCUUCCUGGUCGACCGGAAGCAGUACGGGGCGGCAACGAAGGCGCACGCGGUGGCCUGCAGGUCGUACCUGGGCUGGGUGCGGCACAAUGCCAUGGCGGCGGCGGGGACACGGGACGCGAGUGGCCGCUUCGGCACGUGGUGGUUUGCAGGGCUCAUUCACGACGCCGAGGUGCCGCACUAUGACACGGGUUACCCGACGGCGAAUGCGACCGACUACCGUAACAACGGUACGCCAGCGGACGACGUCUGGGGUCGCAAUCGGAGAUGGCUACCUGGACUGGGCAACAGGGCGGUAGCAGGCGGCGGGGCGGUCGACGAGGCUGCCUCUAGCCGUUACGAACAGCAGUACCAGAAAGUGUAUGGCGAUGCCGAAAAGGUCGAUAUAGGCUGGCCCCGAGAUCCCAACAACCGUGGGAGGGGCCGCACGGUGGAGACGCAGGUUGGUGGGUUGGCAGUUUUGAGAGCGUACUGGGAUCUGUCGCAUGCAUGA
Geosmithia morbida is the source of this 1863-nucleotide messenger RNA. RefSeq names its product Glycosyl hydrolase family 76. Gene Ontology annotation, biological process: carbohydrate metabolic process. The coding region runs from base 1 to 1863 and encodes 620 amino acids. The record is from RefSeq and is a predicted model, not a curated record. The transcript has 2 exons. Lineage: Eukaryota; Fungi; Ascomycota; Sordariomycetes; Hypocreales; Bionectriaceae.